This is a messenger RNA of Acanthosepion pharaonis, 1338 nucleotides long. Lineage: Eukaryota; Metazoa; Mollusca; Cephalopoda; Sepiida; Sepiidae. The record is from the annotation of a GenBank genome assembly.
AUGUACCCAUUUACCUAUCUAUCUAUCUAUCUAUCUAUCUAUCUAUCUAUCUAUCUUUGUUCUUUAUCUAUGUAUCUAAGUCUGUCCUUUAUCUAUCUAUCUAUCUAUCUAUCUAUCUAUCUAUCAAUCACAUUCUUUAUCUCAUUCUAUUCUGAUCUAUCUAUCUAUCUAUCUACCUAUCUAUUCUGUUCUUUAUCUAUCUUUCUCAUUUUGUUAGUUAAUAUAUCUUUAUCCCGAUCUCAUUCUAUUCUGAUCUAUCUAUCAUCUAUCUAUCUAUCUAUCUAUCUAUCUAUCUAUCUAUCUCGUUCUGUUAAUAUCUAUCUGAUUGUUCAAUUCACAUUCAUUAUCUAUCUAUCUAUUCAUUAUCUAUCUAUCCCAGUGUGUUUCAUCUAUUCAUCUAUCUAUCUCAUUCUUUUCCUCCCAAUCAUAUCUAUCUAUCUCAUUCUGUUCCUCCCAUUCAUCUAUCUAUCUAUCUAUCUAUCUAUCUCAUUCUUUUCCUCCCAUCUAUCUAUCUAUCUAUCUCAUCCUGUUCCUUCUAUCUCAUUCAUCUAUCCAUCUAUCUAUUCAGGAUAUCUAUCUCAUUCUGUUCCUCCCAUCUAUCUAUCUAUCUAUCUAUCUAUCUAUCUCAUUUUUUCCUCCCAUUCAUUCAUCUAUCUAUCCAUUCAUUCAUUCAUCUAUCUAUCUAUCUCAUCCUGUUCCCUCCCAUUCAUGUAUCAUUCAUCUAUUCAUCUAUCUAUCUAUCUAUCAUAUCUAUCUAUCUAUCUCAUCCUGUUCCUUCUAUCUAUCUAUCUAUCUAUCUAUCUAUCUAUCUAUCUAUCUAUCUCAUUCUUUUUUUUUCUUUCUUUUUUUUCAUUCAUUGCUUCUUUUCUUCUUCUACAUUUCUUUCUUCCUCCUUUCUUGUCCUUAUGCCUUUCUUUUUUCUUCAUUAAUUGCUUCGUUUCUUCUACAUCCCUUCCUACCUUCCUUAUCUCUUUCUUUCUUUCUUUUUUAUUUUCCUAUUUCUUCCUUUCCUUGUCCUUUUCUUUCCUUCUUUCUUUCUUUUCCUUCCCACCUUGUCCUUCAUAUUUCUUUAUUGAUUUAAUUAUUCCUUCUUUCCUUGUCCUUUUCUAUCUUUCUUUUUUUAUCCUUUCUUCUUCGUUUCUUUCUUUAUUCAUUGCUUCCUUUCUUCCUCUACCUUUCUUUCUUGCUUGUCUAUUUCUUUUAUUUUCUUUCUUUUUUCUUCUUUUUCUCUUUCCUUGUCCCUUUCUUUUUUACUUUUUCUUUUCAUUCUUUAUUUAUUAUUUUUCCUUGUCUCUUUCUUUUCUCCUUAUUUCCUUCUUUCUUUCCUUCUUUCUUUGA